Eruca vesicaria subsp. sativa (arugula) is the source of this 1841-nucleotide messenger RNA. Lineage: Eukaryota; Viridiplantae; Streptophyta; Magnoliopsida; Brassicales; Brassicaceae. The record is from the annotation of a GenBank genome assembly.
AUGGAGUUACCGGUGAAAGCUCCCGUUUCUGGUGGCCGGAAAAUCUCUUAUAGACUAGAAACCAAGAACCUAUCAUACAGAUUAUGUGGAACCACUUCAAAGUUUCCAAAUCUUUGUGGUUUGUUGAAUGAAAAGGAAGAAAAGGUUAUCUUGAAGGAUGUUUCUUGUGAUGCAAGAUCCUCAGAGAUCACUGCCAUAGCAGGUCCUAGUGGAGCUGGGAAGACAACGUUACUAGAGAUACUUGCCGGAAAAGUUUCUCAGGGGAGAGUUUCAGGGCAAGUGCUUGUCAAUGGGAGGCCUAUGGAUGGUCCUGAGUACAGGAGGGUUUCAGGGUUUGUACCACAAGAAGAUGCUCUGUUUCCGUUUCUUACGGUGCAAGAAACACUAACAUAUAGCGCACUCCUGAGGCUGAAGACCAACAGGAAAGAGGCGGUUGCGAAGGUGAAGAAGCUGAUGGAAGAACUCGGUCUUCAACAUGUCGCGGAUUCGAGGAUCCGGGAAGGAUCAAGAUCUGGGAUCUCUGGAGGUGAGAGAAGAAGGGUUUCUAUUGGAGUUGAGCUUGUUCAUGACCCAAAUGUUAUACUGAUCGAUGAGCCAACCUCUGGUCUGGAUUCAGCUUCUGCUCUUCAAGUUGUAAUGCUUCUCAAAGACUUGACAAUCAAACAAGGUAAAACCAUUGUCCUGACGAUUCACCAGCCCGGUUUUCGCAUUCUCGAGCAGAUAAACCGGAUAGUGUUGCUCUCUAGUGGACUGGUUGUUCAGAACGGAUCGGUUAAUAGCCUUUAUCAGAAGAUCAAGUUCUCUGGUCACCAGAUUCCUCGCCGUGUAAAUGUCUUGGAGUAUGCUAUUGAUAUUGCAGGGAGCCUUGAACCAGUCAUGACACAGAGUUGCAGAGAGAUCUCGUGUUACGGUCAUGGCAAAACAUGGAGGAGUAAUAAUGCAGGAAGAGAGUUUCAUCAAUCUGACUCUCACAGCAACUCGGUGUUAGAGGAGGUGAAGAUACUUGGGCAAAGAUCUUGCAAGAACAUCUUCAGAACCAAGCAACUGUUCACAACCAGAGCUUUACAAGCCUCCAUAGCCGGUCUAAUACUGGGUUCCAUUUACCUGAACGUUGGAAACCAAAAGCAAGAAGGGAGAGUCUUGCGAACUGGGUUUUUCGCCUUUACCCUCACGUUUCUGCUCUCUUCCACAACAGAGGGACUUCCAAUAUUCUUACAAGACAGGAGAAUCCUAAUGAGAGAGACAUCGAGAAGGGCUUACAGAGUUUUGUCUUAUGUUUUAGCAGAUACCCUCAUCUUCAUCCCCUUCCUGUUCAUCAUAAGCAUGCUUUUCGCUACACCGGUUUAUUGGCUGGUCGGUCUCAGAAGAGAGUUAGACGGGUUUCUCUACUUCUCGUUGGUGAUAUGGAUUGUUCUUCUCAUGUCAAACUCCUUUGUUGCAUGUUUCAGUGCUCUUGUCCCAAACUUCAUCAUGGGGACAUCAGUGAUCUCAGGUCUCAUGGGGUCUUUCUUCCUCUUCUCUGGCUAUUUCAUCGCAAAGGACCGGAUCCCGGUUUACUGGGAGUUCAUGCAUUACCUCAGCCUCUUCAAGUAUCCAUUCGAGUGUCUGAUGAUCAACGAGUAUAGAGGAGACGUGUUCUUGAAGGAACAAGACCUGGAGGAGUCUCAGAAAUGGAGCAAUCUUGGAAUCAUGGCAAGUUUCAUCGUUGGCUACAGAGUCCUGGGUUUCUUCAUCUUGUGGUACAGAUGUUACAGAACAAAAAGCUAGGUUAAUAACAACAAUUUCUGCAUCUAUAAUUCAAUUUGUUUCAAUUUGUUUUGUGAUUUAUAUAGAACAGAGUA